This is a messenger RNA of Dalotia coriaria, 849 nucleotides long. It is a transcript of the gene dod, whose product is annotated as (peptidyl-prolyl cis/trans isomerase) NIMA-interacting 1 dodo. Gene Ontology annotation, molecular function: protein binding; peptidyl-prolyl cis-trans isomerase activity. Gene Ontology annotation, cellular component: nucleus; cytosol. Lineage: Eukaryota; Metazoa; Arthropoda; Insecta; Coleoptera; Staphylinidae. The record is from RefSeq and is a predicted model, not a curated record. The coding region runs from base 170 to 643 and encodes 157 amino acids. The transcript is spliced from 4 exons.
CAGUAGACGCGGCCAGACGCCGAUGACACGUGUUCGGGCAACUUCGACGCGCAGUCUAUACCAUGCUGGCCAAUUGAAAGGCGAGUGGUUAACCCGAACAUAACCGAAUAUUACAACUUGGAAUUUAGAUAACGACUCAUUUCAAGGUUAUUGGAUUUUGCGGCAUAAAAUGGCGGACGAACAACUGCCUGCCGGUUGGGAAAAACGGCUCAGCCGUUCUACAGGUCAACAUUAUUAUCUCAAUAUAUACAGUAAAGAAUCUCAAUGGGACCCACCAGAUAAACCUGCAGAACCCAACACAGGCCCAGAGCGUGUUCAAGCCUCCCAUUUACUAGUGAAGCACAAAGAUUCAAGAAGACCAUCUUCAUGGCGUGAAGAAAACAUCACAAGGAGUAAGGAAGAAGCUCAUGAUAUGAUUAAAGCAUACAGAGAACAAAUCACUUCUGGAAAAGCACAAUUUGCAGAACUGGCAUCUAAGUACUCCGAUUGUUCGUCUGCAAAGCGGGGCGGCGAUCUUGGACCGUUCGCUCGCGGCGCCAUGCAGAAACCCUUCGAAGAUGCCGCAUUCGCCCUGAAGGUGGGAGAUAUGAGCGAAGCGGUGUUCUCCGACUCAGGCGUACAUAUUAUACUGCGGACUGCUUAAAUAUUCAAGUCACUUAACUUAAAUAAUGCCAUGAAAAGCAUUUAUCUUUGAUUCUCUUUGAAUUGGUCUGUGCUGGUUAUUAAUUGAGUAGGUGGAUAGAUUUCUUAAUCAACUGUUCAAAUUGUUUUAAUCCUUAGUCCUUUGUUUUUCAAUUUGAUAAUUUGUAAUAUUUGCUAUAUCAAUAAAUAAUACAAUAAACUAACAAA